Messenger RNA from Pisolithus orientalis, 840 nucleotides. RefSeq lists its product as uncharacterized. Gene Ontology annotation, biological process: lipid homeostasis. The transcript has 2 exons. The coding region runs from base 1 to 840 and encodes 279 amino acids. NCBI's taxonomy places the organism in Eukaryota, Fungi, Basidiomycota, Agaricomycetes, Boletales, Pisolithaceae. The record is from RefSeq and is a predicted model, not a curated record.
AUGCUCGCGCACGGCUCAGCCCCGUUUCUGUCGACUUUCCUCCUCGUACAUCUAUCGGCGCCUAUUUCAGCUAACAUCGGUGGAUCUGGACUAGCAUCUAGCGUCAUGCUUCUAGGCAGGGAGUACUACCAAACCAUGUUCGGAGAACGAUACUUGCUCUUCUUGCCCUUCGCUGUCCACGUUACGUCGAGUGUAGCCAAGCGAGUCAUCCUCACUUUCGCCUCGGACUCGUCUUCGACCUCUCCUUCAAGCCGUCAGUCUAUAUCAGACUUAGACUCCCCCGCUCAGUCUGAAAGGCCAUUUGCUCCCAAACCACGUCCUCGCAUCCGCAAACUGACGAGCUUACUCAGUAUCUCAGCAUAUACGGCUCUUUUCCUCUUCGUUCCUAUCCACGUUGCUACACAUAGGCUCUUACCUGCCGAAGCAGACACUCUUGCGUGGCCCUCGACUGACGUCGAUUUGGACCCACUAGGUUCUUCCGAACUUGAUUAUGAGUUCGUCAAGACAGCUAUAAAGACGUGGCCGUGGCGGAGUUGGAUACUCUACACCGGGAUCAUGGGCUGUGUGCUCGUGCACGCCGCGCAAGGCGCCUCCGUUAUUUACGCACGUUACAUCAGGGGCCGCGUGGGUUUGCGAAGCCGGCCGUCUCCUCGUAGGAGUAGUGGAAAUGCCCUUGGAUUUGCCAGAAGCAACAAGAAGGCUGCAGCGCUGGCUGGGGUGGCUGCGUUGCCGGUAUUAACAGGUCUCUGGGUGCUUUCAAGAGAACCAACGCUCGCAUUAUCGUCAGUCAUCCAGCGGUACCAGAUCACCUUGAUGGGCUCUUGGGUGUAUCGGUUGUGA